This is a messenger RNA of Cornus florida, 2286 nucleotides long. RefSeq names its product disease resistance protein RPV1-like. Gene Ontology annotation, molecular function: ADP binding. Gene Ontology annotation, biological process: signal transduction; defense response. NCBI's taxonomy places the organism in Eukaryota, Viridiplantae, Streptophyta, Magnoliopsida, Cornales, Cornaceae. The record is from RefSeq and is a predicted model, not a curated record. The transcript is spliced from 6 exons. The coding region runs from base 1 to 2286 and encodes 761 amino acids.
AUGUCUUCUUGUCCUUCAGGGGUCCGGAUACUCGCCGUUCCAUCGUCGACUUCCUAUACUACGCAUUGGUGGAGCGUGGGUUUUCGACAUUCGGAGACGACAAUAAAACUUAAACGCGGAGGAGCAAUCGGGCCGAGACUGCUUAAAGCCAUUGAGGAAUCAAGGGUCUCCAUUGUGGUAUUAUCGAGAAACUACGCGUCCUCAAGAUGGUGCAUGGAUGAGCUUGAGAAAAUCAUGGAGUGCAGGAGGACUUUGAGACGGGUUGUUCUUCCUGUUUUUUAUUGCGUAGAACCGUCCGACGUGCGGCGGCAGACGGGAGUAUACGCCGACACAUUUGCGUCGCAUCAACAGCUCUUUAGAGACGACCAGGUUCAGAGGUGGAGAGCUGCUUUGACUGAGGUUGCCUAUUUAUCGGGUUUUGUAUUGACAGACAAUGACAGGUCUAGUUCGAAGGUAAUUAAAAAAAUCAUUAAAGAGGUCCGAAAUAUAACUGAUCGUGCAUCUUUAAAUGUUGCGGACUAUCCAGUUGGAAUAGAUGCCCGUGCUGAAAAACUCAUUCAAAUGCUAAAGUUGGAGUCAAAUGAUGUUCGAAUUGUAGCAAUAUGGGGGAUGGGCGGAAUAGGCAAGACUGCAACUGCUAAAGCUGUGUAUAAUCUUAUACAUCGUAAGUUCGACAGCAGUUGCUUUCUGUUAAAUGUUGGAGCAACUUGGAAGCAAUACAACGGUCCUGUUAAAUUACAAAAAAAGCUUCUUUCAGAUAUCCUACUCGAGAAAAAGCCUAGUAUGGAAGAUUAUGAGCAUGGAAUUAUACAAAUAAAACAGCGAGCAUGGUGCCGAAGGGUUUUUCUUGUCCUCGAUGGCGUGGAUGACGGGGACCAAUUGAAGACAUUAGCCAUAAAUCGCGAGUCACUAUGUUCUGGAAGUAGGAUCAUUAUAACAAUUAGGGAUUUAUCUUCGAUAAGUUCGCUUGAACUUCCAGAGAAUGAGGUGUAUAAACCCAAGGAGUUGGAUGCGGAGGAGUCCCUUAAACUCUUCAGUUGGCAUGCCUUCAAGAAAAAAGGUCCUUUAGAAGACUACAGGAUGCUCUCAGCGGAAAUGGUGGGUUAUGCUAAGGUGAUUCCUUUAGUUCUUGAAAUUUUAGGUUCCUUCUUUUCUGACAAAAUAAAAUCCGAAUGGAUAAGUGAAUUGAAAAAGUUAAAGGAAAUUCCUCAUGAUGAUGUCCAAGCAAAACUUAAGCUAAGCUAUGAUUCACUCAAUGUUCGUCGUGCUCUUUUGCAAAUUGAUUCAGAUAACCGAUUGAUAAUGCAUGUUCGGAUUCAAGAUAUGGGUAGAGAAAUUGUCCGCCAAGAAUCUGUUCAAGAGCCUGGAGAACGUUCUAGAUUGUGGAAUGAAAAGGAUGUUCUUGAUGUACUGCAAAAUUACAGUGGAAGGGAUACAGUUGAAGGCUUGCUCCUAAACUUGCAAAGAUCAAAUGAGCCACUGUUGGAUGCAAAGGCAUUUGUAAAUAUGAGUAGACUGAAACUGCUUCAUCUCAAUUACAUUCGCCUAGUUGGGAGCCACAAACAUCUCUCCAGAAGACUAGUAUGGCUGUGUUGGAUCGGUUACCCUUUGAAUUGUAUACCAUCUACCCUAUUUAUGGGUAACAUGGUCGCUAUUGACUUGAGCUAUAGCAAACUCAAAGUAGUUUGGAGAGAAACUAAGAUUUUGAAGAAAUUGAAAUACCUCAAUCUCAGUCAUUCCUACCUGAUAGAAACCCCAAACUUCACUGGACUCGCCAGUCUUGAAAUAUUGUUACUUAAUGAUUGUACAAAGUUGUUAGAUGUUCACCAUACUAUCGAAUGUCUACAAAAUCUUCUUGUCUUGAAUAUGAAGAAUUGCCAAGAUCUUCACAAGCUUCUGCGAAGCAUAUUCAUGUUGAAAUCUCUCAACUAUCUUGAUCUCUCUGGCUGCUUCAAAUUAGGCAUCCGAAGAUCCUGGCGUUCAAUUGUCCGGUCUUUGGGACUUCCCGAACAAAGCGAUUUUAGUAUUUUCCUUCCUGGAAGUGAGGUUCCAAACUGGUGCAACUACCAGUGUGUGGGAUCAUUUUUAUCUUUUCUGGUGCCUCCGCUAGUGGGCAGGAAUAUACAAGGGUGGAUUUUAUGUGUUGUCUUUGUCGGUCGUUUGGAUGAUGAAGACAAUGACGACGACAUGUUUGCUAUUUCUUGUGAUAUUAAUAAUAAAACUAUGGGCACUAAGAAGCGUUACCAACCAACAGUUGAUGGCUAUCCUGUGAAGUGUAAAGAUUAG